Messenger RNA from Cladocopium goreaui, 589 nucleotides. The record is from the annotation of a GenBank genome assembly. Lineage: Eukaryota; Dinophyceae; Suessiales; Symbiodiniaceae.
UGAAAAGGGACAAAAGGGGUUCUCAGCUCCUUUGGAGCCAUGGAUGCGAACGUUCAGCUCUUCAUUGACGUCACGGGUGCCCCAGCUGACCAGGCUGCCAUAUUCUUGGAAAUGGCGGGGGGCAACGUGGAAACUGCAGUAGAGAUCUACAUGUCCAGCCAAGGAGGUGAUGUUGAUGUUCCAAUGGCGGAAGUGCAACCAGAAAUGCUAGAGGUCAGUGCUUCUGUGCCAGAUUGGUGGAAUGUGAUUUGGCCAACCUCACAAGAGGUUCCAGAUGCUUGGCGUUUGCAGCGCCUGGACAGUGAUGGAGGGUGGGCUGGCGGCAUACCACAGCCAAAGAACGGCCCUUGUGGAGUCAUUGCUGUUGUGCAUGCCCUGGUCCUAGCCAAGCAGUACAAUCGUCCGACGGACAAAAUCCAGGUGUGCGCAGAUGAUGUGGCCAGUGUCAUCGGGGAUAUCCUCUUGCGAUGUCGCCAAGAUUCUGCAGCACCAGUUCAGCUUUGCAGGCCAAAGGAGAAAGGUGCCUAUGGUCCUGCUGCAGACUUGGAUAUACUUCAGGUUUGUGGAGACGAAGCUGUCAGAAACGCAG